AUGCUCUCUCGCUGCGGGGAGCACAGAGCACUCCUCCGCUCCCUGCGCUCGCUUCAUUCCACCCCACGUAGAACGCGAGAGCUCUUCGACCCUUCGACUGUAGAGAGAAUCUCAGAUGAAGUCGACGUUUGUAUCGUUGGCGCGGGUCCUGCAGGUCUCAGUGCUGCCAUACGUCUGAAGCAGCUGGAGCAGGAGAGAGGCUGCGAAAUCCGUGUGGUCGUUCUCGAGAAGGGUGCUGAAGUUGGAUCUCAUAUCCUCUCUGGGGCCGUCAUCGAGCCGCGCGCUUUGAACGAGCUCUUACCCGACUGGCAACAGCGAGAAGGACAUCCUCUCACUCAACCCACGACGCAUACCUCCAUGCGCUUCUUCACCAAGUCACAUUCUUUCCGCAUCCCGCAGCCUCCCCAGAUGGCCAAGAUGGGCACACACGCCCUCUCUCUCUCGCGCUUCACCGCUUGGCUCGGCAGCGUUGCAGAAGAACUCGGUGUCGAGGUCUAUCCCGGCUUCGCAGGCGCAGGCAUCGUGUACGGGCCCGACGGACGCAGUGUGCUCGGUGUGCGAACGAACGAGGUCGGGCUCGACCGUGAAGGACGGAUGAAGGACAAUUUCGAGCCGGGAAUGCAGUUCAACGCCCGCGUUACGCUGCUUGCAGAGGGCGCGCAUGGAUCGUUGUCAAAGGAGAUAAUUCGCCGCUUCCGCUUGCGCCAGGAUAGCGACCCACAGACAUACGGUAUUGGCGUGAAAGAAGUUUGGCGCGUUGACCCGUCAAAAUACAACCCUGGACAGGUCGUGCACACAAUGGGAUGGCCAAUUGACUGGCAGACAUACGGAGGAGGAUGGGUUUACCAUAUGGCGGAUGGACUCGUCAGUCUGGGGUUAGUGGUAGGGCUGGACUACGCGAACCCGUACAUCAGCCCGUAUAGAGAGUUCCAACGUAUGAAACAUCAUCCUUACUUCAGGGAUUUACUUUCAGGCAACUCGUCCCGUAUCGCGUAUGGGGCACGGACACUCAAUGAGGGUGGCCUGCAGUCCAUUCCCAAGCUGCAUUUUCCCGGUGGCGCUCUCAUCGGCUGCUCCGCAGGCUUCGUCAACGUCGCAAAAAUCAAAGGCACGCACAACGCGAUGAAGAGCGGUAUGCUCGCUGCCGAGGCCGCGUUCGACGCUGUCACGGCACAAGACGGCGCGGAGGCGGAGCGCGCGCCUACGGACAUGAGCAAGUACGAGGAAGCCCUGCGCAACAGCUGGGUGUGGGACGACCUGCGCGAGGUGCGGAACGUGCGCCCGUCGUUCAACACACCGCUGGGCAUGUGGGGCGGCAUCGCGUACUCUGGCAUCGACACGCUCCUCCUCAAGGGCCGCGCACCAUGGACAUUCCGGAAUACGAAGAAGAUGAGCGAUGCAGCACACACAAAACCCGCCAAGGAGUUCAAGCCGAUAGACUAUCCACCGUUCGAGCCGCCGUUGUCGACCGACUUGCUGACCAGCCUUGCCCUCACCGGAACAAAUCAUGCGGAAGACCAGCCCGUGCACCUGCGCGUGAGAAGAUACGAGUCUGUGGCAAGUGACUCAGGCGCAGGGAGUGAUGCAGCAAACGAAGACAUGAAGUCGGAGAGAUUUGUCGAGGGCAGGGAGGUGCGAAAGGAGCAUGUACGGAUUAACGUUUCCGAAUACGCGGGCCUGCUAGGUCGUGCAUGCCCAGCACAGGUUUACGAAUAUGUCGACGACGAAGCUUCUUUAACCAAUGACAAAGAGGACGACAGUUGGGGAGGCAAAAAGCUGGUUAUCAACUCACAAAACUGCAUUCACUGCAAACUAUGCGAUAUCAAGGUUCCUACGCAGGACAUCACAUGGACGGUGCCUGAGGGAGGGGGAGGGCCCAAAUAUGUGGUCACCUAG
This is a messenger RNA of Laetiporus sulphureus 93-53, 1896 nucleotides long. Its product is annotated as FAD/NAD-P-binding domain-containing protein. Gene Ontology annotation, biological process: electron transport chain. The transcript has 5 exons. Gene Ontology annotation, cellular component: mitochondrial inner membrane. The coding region runs from base 1 to 1896 and encodes 631 amino acids. The record is from RefSeq and is a predicted model, not a curated record. Lineage: Eukaryota; Fungi; Basidiomycota; Agaricomycetes; Polyporales; Laetiporaceae. Gene Ontology annotation, molecular function: iron-sulfur cluster binding; electron-transferring-flavoprotein dehydrogenase activity.